Messenger RNA from Striga hermonthica, 2271 nucleotides. The record is from the annotation of a GenBank genome assembly. NCBI's taxonomy places the organism in Eukaryota, Viridiplantae, Streptophyta, Magnoliopsida, Lamiales, Orobanchaceae.
AUGGUGGUGAAGAUAAUGAGAUGGAGGCCGUGGCCGCCUCUGAUUUCAAGGAAAUACGAGGUCAAGCUCGCCGUGAAGAGGGUCGAGUGCGGCGAUUGGGUGCCUGAGGGUGUGGAGAAGGAUGGCGGCUCCCUCGCGGUGGAGAUCAGGUGGAAGGGCCCCAAGAUUUCUCUUGGCUCGUUUAGGAGGACUGUGAAGAGGAACUGUACCAGAGAGGAGGCUGUGAAGAGUGUCGAGGACGGGCAAAACGGCGGCGUUUUGGCGGUGGAGUGGGAUGAGGAGUUUCUGAGCGUCUGCGGGCUCUCUGGCUACAAGGACAAUGUGUUCCAUCCAUGGGAGAUAAAUUUUACUGUUCUGCAGGGCCAGAAUCAAGGUCUAAAGAACAAGAUCUCUGUUGUUGGUACCUUAAACCUUGCUGAAUAUGCUUCCAAGAGUGGAGAUCAAGUCAUUGAAGUCGAGAUUCCACUGACAGUCGCUGUUUCAAUCGAGCGCCCUCCAAUGCUCUACAUAACCCUCAGCUUGCUUGAACUCAUACCCGCAACACAAGACCCGUCCGAGUCUGUUCAAACCUCAAUAGUGCCCCUCCCGUCCCCACCGGCGCCUGGAGAAACCUGUAAUUCUCCCGAGAAGGAUGAGGUAUCGGCCCUCAAGGCCAGCCUGCGAAAGGUCAAAAUAUUCACCGAGUAUGUCUCAGCCAGAAGAGCCAAAAAAGCCUGUCUCGACGAGUACAACAGCGAGGAAAGGCGCUUGUCCAAAAGCGACGAGGGUGAAUAUUCUUACCCGUUCGACUCGGACUCGCUCGACGAGUCUGAGGAAGGGGGAGAAUCUGACAUGGCAAAGGAGGUCUCGGCCGUAAGGAAGUCGUUCAGCUACGGGACUUUGGCUUUCGCGAACUAUGCAGGCGUGUCGUAUUAUUCUAAUACCAGGGUUACUAAUGAAGACGAGGAUUGGGUUUAUUACAGCAACAGGCGGAGAUCGGAUGUGGGGAGCUCGCGCGAAGAGGAUCUUGUCCCGGUUGUUACCGACCAGCCGCCACUUGUUCAGAGCUCAAAAAGGAGUUUGCUGCCUUGGAGAAAGAGGAAGCUGAGCUUUAGGUCGCCAAAGGCGAAAGGGGAGCCGCUGCUGAAGAAGGCGUAUGGGGAGGAAGGUGGGGACGACAUUGACUUUGACCGGAGGCAGCUGAGCUCGGAUGAGUCGGGCUCGUUCGGGUUGCAGAAAACGGAUGAGGAUCAAAGCACAAACUACCCAUCUGCCUCUGAGUUCGGGGAUGACUGUUUUGCCGUUGGUGCCUGGGAGCAGAAGGAGAUUACGAGCCGUGAUGGGCGCAUGAAGAUCCAAACCGAGGUCUUUUUCGCCUCCAUUGACCAAAGAAGCGAACGAGCUGCUGGGGAAAGCGCGUGCACUGCCCUCGUGGCAGUUAUAGCAGACUGGCUUCAGAACAACCCGAACCUCAUGCCUAUAAAGUCCCAGUUCGACACUUUAAUCCGGGAUGGCUCCUUAGAGUGGAGAAACCUUUGUGAAAUUGAAACCUACCGGGCCCGUUUUCCGGAUGGGCAUUUCGAUCUCGAGACUGUCCUCCAUGCCGAGAAAAUUCGCGAGCUUUGUGUCGUCCCGGAAAAAUCGUUCGUUGGCUUUUUCCAUCCGGAGGGGAUAGAGGAGGGCAGUUUCGACUUUUUGCAUGGGGCCAUGUCGUUUGACAAUAUUUGGGACGAGAUAAUGUCCCUGGAGGAGGGCGCGGAGUGUGGCCCAGUUUUCAUCGUGAGCUGGAAUGAUCACUUUUUUGUGCUCAAAAUCGAGAGCGACGCUUGCUAUAUAAUUGACACUUUGGGCGAGCGGCUGCACGAGGGCUGCUAUCAGGCAUACAUACUGAAGUUCGAUAGAGACACGAGCAUCCGCAGGCUGCCGCCAGGUGGCGACCAGCCAUUGGAGGAGAAAAAACCUGUUGUUCCAGAUUUAAACGAGCCCACUUUGGUCAAAGAGGAGCCCGAGCCAUUGAAGGAUGAAAAUGAGGAGCUCGUUUGCCGAGGUAAAGAGUGUUGCAAAGAGUACAUAAAGAGUUUCUUGGCAGCAAUCCCGAUUAGGGAGCUGCAGGCAGAUAUCAAGAAAGGGCUGAAAACGUCAACUCCGCUUUAUCAGCGCCUGCAGAUCGAGUUUCACUUCACGAGGUUGAGGGAAAGGGAAUGCGUGUCGUCCCCCGAGGUUGAGGAAAUGCCGAAAAUGCCCCUGGCGGUUGAUGUUGUUGCUGCCAUGGAAGCCGAAGUUUCCAUCUAA